Messenger RNA from Musa acuminata AAA Group (dessert banana), 2395 nucleotides. Its product is annotated as exopolygalacturonase-like. The record is from RefSeq and is a predicted model, not a curated record. The coding region runs from base 1348 to 2070 and encodes 240 amino acids. The transcript is spliced from 4 exons. Lineage: Eukaryota; Viridiplantae; Streptophyta; Magnoliopsida; Zingiberales; Musaceae. Gene Ontology annotation, biological process: carbohydrate metabolic process. Gene Ontology annotation, molecular function: polygalacturonase activity.
UAUCAGGAACUAUGGCCAAACAAGGCAUCAUCCUCUAUAUAAAGGCAGGGUGCCACCAUGAAGGCUCCUCAGCGACCCAACACAUUAACCUGACACUCCCUCAUCAUGGCUCAUCAGACUGACCUCAACAAGGUGGGAAGAGAAGCAUUCGGCUUGCUCGAGGAGUACCUGCGCAGGAGAGGACCACCACCACCACCACCGCGUAGCAACACACACCAGUACUACAACUACGCUCCCCCAAAGAACGUGCUGCACAGCGUCAGAGAUCCUAAGGAAUUUGAUGGAGUUCUAAUUGUCACCCGCAGGGUUCCCUGGCGAAACCAUGAUACUUACGGUACGUACCUAAGAAAGAUGGAGGAGCUCCAGUAUAGGUAGGUAGCUUCAGCGAGGAAGUGAUCAGCAUGUGUGGUGUGCUAAAAGCAGUGUACCUCUCUUCAGAGAAUGCUCAAAUGAAGUGUAAUAAAUAAAUACUACUUUUAUGAUAUGUAAAGGCCAUUUUAGCUUCUGGUAAAUGCUUAUAAUUAAUCUUAUUUAAUAGUUUUUCUUUUCUUAUUGUGCACUUUGGAGAGCAGGAAGUGCAUGUUUGUCGAGAAGUAAGCUUAGCUUGCAUGGUGUUUGGACCUUAUGCAUGACUACAGGUCAUCUGAUGAAGGGUAAACGAUUUUGAUUGACCAAGUAAAAGAUAAGAUUCAUAUUGGAAAUGGUCGGUGGAAAGAAGAGAACUAUAUUUGCAAUAACCUUUAUACGUGAGGCCGUGAAAUGAGCUUUCACUAAAGAUUUGACUGUUUGAGGCUAAAAUAGAUGGAAAACCCUAUGAUGACUCACUAUUACAAGAAAAAGCAUUUACUCGAGUUAUAUAAGCAGGCCAAAAUCACUAUUUUCGUAUCAUUUUUCUUUGUUCUUCUCCUCGCUUGAGGAGAUCAAGUUGGAAUAAAAGGAAGGGCUUGAAUCAAGGGCAUGAUACCCAGCCAGCCAUGGCUUCAAAGAUGGUCUUAGACUUGUUUUGCUUCACUGUUCUCGUCCUCUGCAUGGCGAAUCCCAGUUUAGAGCAGGAAAUUUUCGACCCCAUGGAUUUCGAGGCAAUGGGUGAUGGUGAAACCGAUGACGGUCAGGUAGCUUUUGUUUGGGUUGCGGUGUAACAUUUCGUUCGACGUUGGUGUGGACAGACAUUCUCCUCGUACACUGCAGGCCUUGGUCGAUGCUUGGGACUCGGCAUGCGAACAUCGCGCACCGGCCAUCUUUGUGAUCCCGAAGAGGACCUUCUUGGCCGGUCCGGCGACCUUCGAAGGCCCAUGCAGAGUCACACCCAAGGUUCAAAUUCUUGGGACGGUGAAGGCUGUUCCCAGCAUGAACGACUACUACAAUCCCGGGUGGUUCGAGUUCAAGCAUCUCAAUGGGUUGGAGAUCGGUGGCGGCGGAACCCUGGAUGGCCAGGGAGCUGCGUCUUGGAAUAAGACCAACUGCCCUCCCAAAAGAAGCUGCAAAAGCCUUCCUAUCUCCAUGAGGUUGUUGAGGGUGAGCAACGCAACGAUCUCUAACCUUACUUUCAUGAAUAGCAAGGGCUUCCACAUCGGCCUGCAGCAGAGCUCGUCCGUCACCAUCAGUCGCCUCCGGAUAUCGGCGCCCGCCGACAGCCCCAACACCGACGGCAUCCACAUCAGCAGAUCCGACAACGUCAUGCUCACCAGCCUCAACAUCGGCACUGGCGACGACUGUAUCUCCAUAGGCCAAGGCGUGAACAAUCUGCAGAUAUCGGAUGUCACUUGCGGCCCCGGCCAUGGCAUCAGCGUGGGGAGUCUGGGCAAGUACAUGAACGAGGAGGACGUGUCCGGGGUGAGCGUCCGGAAUUGCACGGUGUCGGGGACGACCAACGGAGUUCGGAUCAAGACGUGGCCGGGAUCGCCGCCGAGCCAGGCUUCAAACUUCACGUUCGAGGAUAUCAUCAUGCACAACGUCUCCAACCCCAUCAUCAUCGAUCAACACUACUGCCCCGACCAUGACUGCGUCGUUUCGGUAAGUCCCAACCCGUUCUUCCCGACCUGCUGUUCUGUGUUUGCGCACGAACGUUGAAGAGUGGUCCUGCUCCGGGCGAUGCAGCCGUCUCGGGUGAAGAUCCAGAACGUGACGUUCAGGAGAAUUCAAGGGACCUCGAACGAUCCCGUAGCGGUCAAACUGAUGUGCAGCGAAACCAUGGCUUGCGAGAACGUGCACCUCCAGGACAUCAGCCUCAUCAUGGAGAACAACACAGCCACUUCUAACAUAACCUCCUCUUGCUCCAAUGUGAAGGGGGUGGCCGUGGGGCUUCAGAACCCCGAAUCAUGUCUUUAUUAAGGCGGCCUUUUGAGAGGCUUGUAACCACGCAAUUUGAUCUCCUUAUAUGCGAACAGUAGCUGAC